Hevea brasiliensis (rubber tree) is the source of this 1194-nucleotide messenger RNA. RefSeq names its product protein SAWADEE HOMEODOMAIN HOMOLOG 1. Lineage: Eukaryota; Viridiplantae; Streptophyta; Magnoliopsida; Malpighiales; Euphorbiaceae. Bases 127 to 855 code for a protein of 242 amino acids. The record is from RefSeq and is a predicted model, not a curated record. Gene Ontology annotation, molecular function: chromatin binding. The transcript has 9 exons.
UGUGGGCCAUAAGAGACCCCACACUGGUCAAGUGCAAAAUCCUCAGCAACCAGCAACAAAAACCCUGUCAAAAUCGCAGAGAUAAACGCAAUCUCUCUAGCAUUUCAUCAACGGAUCGCACCAGCAAUGGAUUCUCUCUCUGAAUUCACACUUGCUGAGAUGGUGGAACUGGAGAAUACAUACAAGGAGAUAGGAGAAGAAUCAUUAAAUCCAGAUUUUUGCCAAAGGCUUGCAACAAGCUUUAGUUUCACGCCAAAUCGUGCUGGAAAGCCAGCAAUAACAUGGAAACAGGUGCAAAGUUGGUUUGAGGAUAGACAAAAGGAAUCACAGUCUAAAGUCAAUCCUUCGCCUGUGGCUCUGAAACUAUUUGUUGAUCUUUCUGAUGCAAGUAUUUCAAGUGACGCAUCUGAAACUUAUCGAAAGUCUAAAGUUAACAGAGUCACUGAUCUUUCAGACUUGACAUUUGAAGCUAAAUCGGCAAGAGAUCAUGCUUGGUAUGAUGUUGCUGCUUUCCUCAGCUACAGAGUUCUUUGUACUGGUGAACUAGAAGCACGUAUACGAUUUGCUGGAUUCCGUAAUACAGAUGAUGAGUGGGUGAAUGUAAAAAGGGCAGUGCGUGAGCGAUCUAUUCCUUUAGAACCUUCAGAAUGCAGCAGGGUGAAAGUUGGAGAUCUUGUACUGUGCUUUAGGGAACGCCAAGAACUAGCAGUCUACUGUGAUGCCUAUGUGGUGGGAAUCCAAAGGGAACCACAUGACGCGAGGGACUGUGGGUGCGUCUUUGUGGUCAGAUAUGACUAUGAUUUCAUGGAGGAAAGUGUUCAGUGGCAGAGGUUAUGUCGCAGACCAACUCAAUAAAUUUCUAGGGCAGCUGGUGAAAAUCAAGAAGCCAUACUCAAGAUGAGAACGAGAAUAGAAAAUUCUUUGAUUUUGAAGUUCGUUGACUUGCAAUGUUCAUAAACUGAGAAUAUUGAUGUUCCUAUGCAUACUCUUGGCCCCUGACCAUGAAAUUACAUUUAAUUUCCAACUAUCAGAAACAUCAAAGUGAAGAAUAAAUGGCAGCCUCCUCCAUUGUGUGGUUAGCUAUUUAGUGCAGCUGUUGUGGUAAAUUGUUGACGGUCAAUAAUUGAGAAUCUUAGCUUUAAGAAACAUGAUUAGAUAUUUUAUCUGCGCUUUAAUCAUGGAACUUAAUUUUUU